Penicillium samsonianum is the source of this 2028-nucleotide messenger RNA. RefSeq names its product kinesin-3 family protein uncB. The transcript has 2 exons. Gene Ontology annotation, biological process: mitotic spindle organization; microtubule-based movement. The coding region runs from base 1 to 2028 and encodes 675 amino acids. NCBI's taxonomy places the organism in Eukaryota, Fungi, Ascomycota, Eurotiomycetes, Eurotiales, Aspergillaceae. The record is from RefSeq and is a predicted model, not a curated record. Gene Ontology annotation, molecular function: ATP binding; microtubule motor activity; microtubule binding.
AUGUACCACUCUCUUCUUGAUCGACGACGCGACGCCGUCGCCGCUUGUGUGCAGCUAUUAAGCGACAGCAGUAGGGACAUGGCGCUAGAUCCGCGCUUCUAUCACCACAUCGGCCAUCCGGGCCCGGGCUCGAUAUCUUCAGCCGCUUCAUCCGACAUAUCGGCCGCCACAGGAAUCACCUCACCCAGCAUUAUCUCCACCUCCGCUUCCGCCGCCACGCUCCGAUCCACAGCUUCAAGUCCUUCCUUCCGCGCGCGAGAGGGGUUCGCGAUAUCCAAUACUAGAGAUGGGAUGGCUAGCCCAACACCAGGGGGAAAUGUGCGCGUCGUCGUGCGAGUGCGGAAGUUCUUACCUCGAGAAAUCGAUCGCAAGGCAGAAUGUUUGAUUUCGAUGGACCCGCGCACGCAGAUGACCUGCCUUCAAGCACCGAAACCCAAACCCGGCGAUCAAGGAAAACCCAAGUCACAGGCCCGCGGCAAGAUCUUGGAAGAUAAAUCUUUUACAUUCGAUAAUUCCUUUUGGUCCCAUAAUGAGGAGGAUGAGCAUUACGCACACCAGGAAGAUGUCUACAACUCUCUCGGUGAGGAAUUCCUGGAUCACAACUUCGAAGGAUACCACACGUGUAUCUUCGCAUACGGACAGACGGGUUCAGGAAAGAGUUACACCAUGAUGGGAACACCAGAUAGACCCGGUUUGAUUCCUCGGACGUGCGAGGAUCUGUUCCAGCGCAUUGAGAAUUCGCCUUCUCCCGAUAUCAGCUACAACGUCCGAGUGUCUUAUUUCGAAGUAUACAACGAGCAUGUUCGCGAUCUUUUGGUCCCACGGACAGAUCCCCCGCAUUAUCUCCGCAUUCGCGAAUCGCCAUCAGAGGGUCCAUAUGUCAAGGAUUUGACGGAGGUCACCGCAAGGAACUACACUGAAUUGAUGAAGUUUAUGCGAAAGGGCGACGUCUCACGAACCACGGCUAGCACAAAGAUGAACGACACUUCGUCUCGAUCUCACGCAGUCUUUACCAUCACUUUAAAACAGAUCCACCACGACUUGUCAACAGAUGAGACGACUGAGCGCACUGCUCGGAUUCGGUUAGUCGAUCUGGCAGGUUCCGAGCGAGCCAAAUCUACCGAAGCAACUGGCGCUAGACUUCGUGAGGGUGCAAAUAUCAACAAGUCUUUGACUACAUUAGGACGUGUCAUUGCAGCGCUUGCAGAUCCCAAGAAACUCCGCGGCCCACGAAAGGGCAAAGAACUAGUACCAUACCGCGACUCGAUCCUGACAUGGCUAUUGAAGGACAGUCUGGGCGGCAACUCCAAGACUGCGAUGAUUGCCUGUAUUGCACCUGCCGACUACGAAGAGACACUUUCGACCCUUCGUUAUGCGGACCAAGCCAAGAAUAUUCGGACACGCGCACGGGUCAACCAAGAUCAAAUGUCGGCAGCCGAGCGUGAUCAACAGAUUGCGGAGAUGACAGAGACAAUUCGCACUCUUCAACUCAGCGUGAGCCAAGCAGCAGUCAACCAGCGGGCAAGCGAGGCCUCCGAUGAAAGGCUCGAAGAGUACCAGCAGAAAGUCGAGAAAAUGCAACGCCUCAUGGAGGAGAACCAGAUGGUUAGUGAAUGCAAGAUUCGACAACUACAAACAGAAAACGACGCCUUGCGCAUGCAUCUGAAGCUAGCGGUUGAGAGUCUCAAGAACCCAAUCCCACCCAUUACCAUUGAGCAGCGAAAGCCUAGCAUUACGUCCCUGGAGGAUGAGAAUCAACCGCUCAGUCAUGAUCCGGAAGACCGCGAAGGCUCCCCUUUGGUCUCAGAUGCUGAAUCUGACAUGGACGUCUGGGAAGAUGAUGAUACUAUCACCGAUGAUGUCACCGAGCAGGAGGCAGAACAGAUGCAAAAUCACAUGCAUGAUCUUCUUGGUGACCUGAGUAUGUUCAAGAGGAAGCUGGCCACAGACCAUGAACGGUUUCGUCCAAUCGAGGAGCAUGCGACUCGGAAACGGCGUGCCUUGGGAACCAUUGUCAGCAAUCGUUAA